CUCAUUUCAGUAUAUUUUAUAAAUAUUGUGAUCUCAAUUCAUUGUUUUCUUCAUAUUAUACUCAAAUCAUUCCAUGCCCAUAAACUGCUUGAUAAAACGAUUUACUCUCACUCAACUCAUAUAUAAUGUAUUAAUUUGCUAUGCGAAAAUUCAAAAUAAAGAGAAUUUAAAACAUGUUUGAAUUAAUUUCAACACGUUUACAGUCUACUGGAGACAUAAAGUAAUUUUCUUUUGUGUUCUUAGAAUGCAAAUGGGAUUAGAAUGAAGUCUAAUUAUAAUGAUAUGAAACCUGGAAUUUUUAACUUUUUUUUUUCUUCCUUUCUCUAUCUAUGAAGAUGGGUUUGUGCAGUAUUUAAGGAAUUUUUACAUUUGUUGCUCUUUAUAAAAAUAUGAUGAGAAUUUUGUUUUGAAUUAGCUGUGGUUUGUUCAAAGAGAGCAGAGAAGAGGAUUUGGUUAGAGGACUGAUGCUGUGAUGUUAAGAGUUUUGACAGCUUAUAUGGUCAAAUUAACAUGUUUAAACGUGGAAACAGGUUACAGAAGCAAUCAAGCAACACUCAGUAUAUUCGGUUGACAGUUUUAGGUGUAUUUUUCUUAUUCCUGUGUGUCUCGUUUAUUUUGUUCGGGAGAAAUGAUGAAAGAUCUGGUACCUCACUACCAAUAUUGAAGCAAGAUUCAAACAGUUUGAGUUAUGGUGUUAUGCUAGACCCCACUGUUGAAAUCAAGAAUGGGACAGAUUUGAUAUGGCAAAUACCUGACAUGCCAAAGGCGGUUCUGUUUAUUGCGCAUGGUUGUAAUGGCAAAGCAGCCAACUUUUGGGAUAAAUCGUCGAAGUGCCCAAACUGUGUCGGUCUUCCUGAAGAAAGGCUUGUUGUAGUUAAAGCUCUUGCUAGAAAGUUUGCGGUUCUUGCCAUAUCAAGUGCAGGAAGGUGCUGGUCAUUUGGAGCAGAAAGGCAUAGCGUUAAAGAUAUUAUCAAAUGGUGGGUUGCAAGACAAAAGCUCGAAAACCUGCCUCUUGUAGCUCUGGGCGCUUCCUCGGGUGGAUACUUUGUUUCUCUUCUUGCUACACAAGUACGAUUUAGUAGCAUUACUCUAAUGAUUGCCGAAGGAUUGUUUGAUAAAAUCGAUACUACAAAGGGAUACCCACCGACCCUCUUUGUGCACAUGCCCAAAGAUGGAGCUAGAAAGCUUAGCAUCGAGAAAUUCCUUGUACGUUUGAAGGGGAAUGGUGUUGAUGUUGCAGAGAUCGAGUGCAUGGAAUUUCCACUUUCACCUGAAUUCUUAGCUAACCGUAUUCAAGGUCUUGAUCUGACCACCUCGGUGGAACUGUUUGGGCUGUUUCAGGAGAAGGGGUUUGUGAACAAGAGCGGUUAUAUGACAAAAGAUGGACGAGCAAUACAAUGGAAUGCAGCGUUUAAGGAGAUGAAGUCUCUUCUUCCAGAUAUGUCUUUAGCCAAACACAUUCAAGAAGAAAUGAAUCUCGCCUAUGGAUACCACGAAAUGACAAGCUUGCAGUCGGACCAAAUCUUCGACUGGUUUGAAUCUCACAUGACCAAAUAUGCAAUUUGAUGCCAACAAGAAAUGCUAAAACCACAUUUGUUGGUUUCAAACUUUCAAACAGUGCUCAACUGAUCCUAUUGCUGUUUUUCAUGAGAUUCAAACUGUUUUAGUAUCUGGAAAAUGACACCAUAUUUACUGCAGAGCCUGUAGAAACAUGGUUUGUCAAAAAGUCCAAGCUUUCCUUGUUGGUCAAAGAGUGUAUAGUGCCAUACCCCCAAAUGGUAAACUGCCCCAUCUGCCCCUCUGUGCUGGAUAAGUUAUCUUUUUACAAUUGAAGGAAAUGCAGAAGACAUUGAGAACUGAAUAUAGAUUUCCUAUUAUUACCUUGAUAUAUGGAUUUUCAAUUCCUUUUCUUUUUUUCCUUUUUUUUUUUUCUCAUUUCUCCAUUGUUUUCUGUAAUCAACUCAUGAGCCCUCCAGCCAUGUUAACAUGUAUUUCCUGACUUGCAGUACAAAACAAUUUUGGCUGAGGUUUCUUUAUCACAUGUAUGUAGUAAAUGUUUAU
This is a messenger RNA of Ipomoea nil (Japanese morning glory), 2061 nucleotides long. RefSeq lists its product as uncharacterized. Lineage: Eukaryota; Viridiplantae; Streptophyta; Magnoliopsida; Solanales; Convolvulaceae. Bases 511 to 1566 code for a protein of 351 amino acids. The record is from RefSeq and is a predicted model, not a curated record. The transcript is spliced from 2 exons.